GUUAACAUGGCAAGUUUAAUGUUCCAAUAUUUUUGUUUUUUGGUUUUGUAUGCAACCCUUCUCGAUCCAACGGCCCACAGCUGCCCGGGUACGCUAUACCUGCCACAAAAACAUGUUGCCUUAUUCAUCUUCGGGGAUUCAUUUUUCGAUGCUGGAAACAAUAACUAUAUCAACACCACUACCGCUAGCCAGGCAAAUUUUAGUCCCUACGGUGAAACCUUCUUUAAGUACCCCACCGGUAGAUUUUCCGAUGGCCGUCUAAUCCCAGAUUUCAUUGCUGAGCAUGCAAAGUUACCGUUGAUUGCACCGUUUCUAGAUCCUCGUAAUCAUCGUUAUACUGAUGGGGCAAACUUCGCAUCAGCCGGAGCUGGUGCUCUCCUUGAAACUCACCAAGGAUUUGUGAUAGACCUAAAAACUCAACUAAGUCUUUUCAAGGACUUAGCAAGGCUGCUUAGGAGGGAAUUGGGCGACAAAAAAGCCAAUAUGUUAUUGGGAAGAGCAGUUUAUUUAUUACACAUUGGAGCAAACGAUUAUGGAGUCUUUCCCACUACAAAUUCCAAUGUUCUUUCUCCAGAAGAAUAUGUAAAUAUGGUGAUCGGCAACGUGACAAUUGUGAUCAAAGAAAUACAUAAGGAAGGAGGAAGGAAAUUCGGGUUUCUGAGCAUGCAGCCAUUGGGUUGUCUCCCAUGCAAGCGUGAGAUAACCCCAAAAACGGGAAAUAAUGGUGCAUGCGAAAAGGAAAUUACAACACUAGCAAAGCUGCAUAACAAAGCUUUUUCUGAAGUCCUUGAAAAGCUAGAGCGGCAACUCAAUGGAUUCAAAUAUUCAGUAACAAAUUGGUACACUGCUUUUAGUGAAAGAAUCAAUAACCCGUCAAAAUAUGGGUUCAAGGAAGGGAGGAUUGCAUGCUGUGGAAGUGGUCCGUACAGAGGAAUAAAUAGCUGUGGUGGAAAGAGGUCUGUGGAGAGGUUUGAAUUAUGUGGGAAUGCUAGUGAACAUGUGUUCUUUGACUUUUCUCAUCCAUCCGAAAGGGCAAACCAGCAAUUAGCUGAGUUGAUGUGGAGCGGAACUCCCGAUAUUACUAAACCUUACAAUCUCAAAGCUUUGUUUGAGCUCUGA
Messenger RNA from Corylus avellana, 1119 nucleotides. RefSeq names its product GDSL esterase/lipase 2-like. The record is from RefSeq and is a predicted model, not a curated record. Gene Ontology annotation, molecular function: lipase activity. Lineage: Eukaryota; Viridiplantae; Streptophyta; Magnoliopsida; Fagales; Betulaceae.